AUGGGGAAGAUCACAUUUUAUGAGGAGAAGAAAUUCCAGGGUCGCUGCUAUAACUGCAGCAGCGACUGCGCGGACCUGCACACAUAUUUCAGCCGCUGCAACUCCAUCCGGGUGGAGAGUGGUGUGUGGGUGAUCUAUGAGAGACCCAACUACAAGGGUUUCCAGUACAUCCUCAGCCCUGGAGAAUACACCGACAACCAGCAAUGGAUGGCUUUCAGUGACAGCGUCAAGUCCUGCCGCCUCAUAAAGAAUGUUUACGGCAGUGCUUGGAAGCUGAGGCUGUACGAGAGGCCAGACUUCGGAGGGCAGAUGGUUGAGUGCAGUGACGACUGUCCUUCAGUGUACGAUACCUACAAGCUGCGUGAGGCUUAUUCCUGCAUGGUAACCGAUGGCGCCUGGGUGUUCUACGACCUUCCCAACUACAGGGGGCACCAGUACCUCCUAGAGAGGGGCGAGUACCGGCAGCACAGCGAAUGGGGGGCGACCUCUCCUGGUGUUGCUUCUUUCCGCAGGAUCACAGAGUUUUAA
Molecule: messenger RNA, 528 nt
Organism: Scomber japonicus (chub mackerel)
Lineage: Eukaryota; Metazoa; Chordata; Actinopteri; Scombriformes; Scombridae
Product: gamma-crystallin M2-like
Exons: 3
Coding region: 1-528 (175 amino acids)
Biological process (GO): lens development in camera-type eye; visual perception
Molecular function (GO): structural constituent of eye lens
Source: RefSeq, a predicted model, not a curated record